AUGGACCUGCUGCUGCUCCCCGGGCUGCUGCUCCUGCCCCUGGCAGCGCUGCUGCUCUACAGGUGCAGCCCCCACUUCCAGUUCCUCUGCAAGGUGUUCUUUUUCAACUGCUGGAUCGUGGCCUUGGCCACCCUGCUGUCCCCCUUGGCCGCCUUCCGGGGACGCUCCGUGGAGAACAUGAGGCUCCUGCGGGCAGCUCUCCUGCCCCUCAAGCGCUUCUACGGCAUCAGGAUGCAGGUGAGGGGCUCGGAGCGGCUGCGGCUGCCGGGGCCCUUCGUGAUCGUCUGCAACCACCAGGCUUCCCUCGACCUCAUGGGAAUGGUGGAGGUGAUCCCCGAGCGCUGCGUGCCCAUCGCCAAGCGGGAGCUGCUCUACCUGGGCACGGUGGGCUGGGCCUGCUGGCUCAGUGGCAUCAUCUUCAUCGAGCGCCAGCGCAGGGACGCGGCCAUCGAGGUCAUCUCCCGCACCGCCAGCGCCAUGCGGCGAGACAACCUCCGUGUGUGGGUUUUCCCAGAAGGCACCAGGAACCUGGGCAAAUCCAUGCUGCCCUUCAAGCGUGGCGCUUUCCACCUGGCUGUGCAGGCCCAGGUUCCCAUUGUCCCCAUCGUGAUCUCCCCGUACUGGGACUUCUUCAGCCCCAAGGAGAAGAGAUUCACCUCUGGGACCUGCACCAUCCAAGUCCUCCCCAGAGUGGAAACACGGGGCCUGAGCCCAAAGGAUGUCCCCGAGCUGACCGAGAGUAUCCGCCAGGCCAUGGCCGAUGCCCUGGCCGAGAUGUCCAUGAGUGACCACGGGGACCAGGACAUGAAGCAGCCUCUGCUGGGACCAGGGGAGGACAGGGACAGCCCCCAGGGCCAGGGGGAGACAGCCAGGAGCAGAAAAUAG
Pyrgilauda ruficollis (rufous-necked snowfinch) is the source of this 885-nucleotide messenger RNA. It is a transcript of the gene AGPAT1, whose product is annotated as 1-acylglycerol-3-phosphate O-acyltransferase 1. NCBI's taxonomy places the organism in Eukaryota, Metazoa, Chordata, Aves, Passeriformes, Passeridae. Gene Ontology annotation, cellular component: endoplasmic reticulum; membrane. Bases 1 to 885 code for a protein of 294 amino acids. Gene Ontology annotation, molecular function: 1-acylglycerol-3-phosphate O-acyltransferase activity. Gene Ontology annotation, biological process: phosphatidic acid biosynthetic process. The transcript is spliced from 6 exons. The record is from RefSeq and is a predicted model, not a curated record.